Molecule: messenger RNA, 412 nt
Organism: Aspergillus neoniger CBS 115656
Lineage: Eukaryota; Fungi; Ascomycota; Eurotiomycetes; Eurotiales; Aspergillaceae
Exons: 3
Coding region: 27-323 (98 amino acids)
Molecular function (GO): carbon-sulfur lyase activity
Source: RefSeq, a predicted model, not a curated record
AUGUCGUCGUGGUGGAGAACAAAGACAUGGUCUUGACCGGUAGUCCCAAGAAAUUCCUCGACACCAACACCACCUGUGGCCGGCCAUUGGAUCGAUAUUUCUGUUAUAACUGUGGAUGUCCGAUCAUGUACAGAAGUGAGACUGUUUUGCCUGGAAAGUCACUCCUCAUGUUCGGUCUCUUUGAUGAUAUUCCCAAGCCGGUGGCAGAGGUGUGGACCAAGCGUCGACCUGAGUGGAUCUCAGCGACUUCAGAAGUUCUACAAUAUGUGACGGAUAUUCCUGACGAUGUGAGCGCAGAGGAGGCCAAGAAACUGGGCUGGUGAGUUGAUGGAUGUUGCAGAAGGGAUCUCGACCGAGCAGCACCAUAGCCCGGACAAAGUGAUUGAAUGUCAAGCCCGCAACAGGGACAGAU